AUGUGUGGAAGUCGGGUCUACAGUACUGAAAGAAUCCAAGUUGCAGCUCAGACAGGUGAAGGCAAUAAAUUUACAUCAUCUGAAACAAAUAUUAAAAUGGAAUGGUUUAUGGGCAAUAUUAUGGUUAUUCUGGGUUUGGUAUUCAUAUUUUGGCUAUACAAGCGGUGCCAAAAUAAAAUGAGAGGCAUCAUCAGACAAGAAGUGAGCAGGUCAAUGUUGCAGCAACACCAUCAAAGGCCAGGACUCCCCUUAGAUGACGCUCGCUUAGAUGACGUCCACCCGGAAUGUGCAGGGUUGGCAAAAUAUGGACAACAACAUAGUGAUGAAUUUCCCAAAGAUCCUAAUCUAGCAGCUUUGUGGAAAGCAGCAUGUGGAUAUAUUGAGGACGAUGUUACCACACGUAUUAAUAUCUGCUCAAAACAUUUUAAUCCAGAUGAUUAUUUAUUUCCUCAAAAUAAAUACUUAAAAUCUGGUGCAAUUCCUACCUUAUAUCUGCCUCAUAAUAAGGAAAAUGCUUCUCCCAAUAAUAUUCAUUGUCCAGGUAAUGAAGCUGCUGAUAAAUCAUUAAAGUGUGAAUUUAAUGAGACAAAUUAUGAAAUAAAAGCUGAAAUCACAGAUUAUAAAGAAAUGCCUCUCAGUGUGAUGCCUCUGACAUGUGACAUGGGCAAUACACUUCAAGCUGUUGAACAAAAAAAAAGAGAGAUGCCUGAGGACUCUACCCCAAAUUCCAAAAAAAAUUGUGAUUUUGUUCAAAAGCAAUUAAGAUACAAGAUUAAAAAGCUACAACAGGAUAAAAGACGUCUUCUUAAGCGUAUUUCUUCUAUGAAUAAAUUAAUUGAGGAGUUAAAAAGAAAAGCAUUAAUAAGUGAAGACUGUGGCAAUUCAUUAAUGGAAGCUGCUGAUAAAUCAUUAAAGUGUGAAUUUAAUGAGACAAAUUAUGAAAUAAAAGCUGAAAUCACAGAUUAUAAAGAAAUGCCUCUCAGUGUGAUGCCUCUGACAUGUGACAUGGGCAAUACACUUCAAGCUGUUGAACAAAAAAAAAGAGAGAUGCCUGAGGACUCUACCCCAAAUUCCAAAAAAAAUUGUGAUUUUGUUCAAAAGCAAUUAAGAUACAAGAUUAAAAAGCUACAACAGGAUAAAAGACGUCUUCUUAAGCGUAUUUCUUCUAUGAAUAAAUUAAUUGAGGAGUUAAAAAGAAAAGCAUUAAUAAGUGAAGACUGUGGCAAUUCAUUAAUGAUGGUUCAAAAUGAGCAAAAUGAAAUAGUAUUACAAAAUGAAGCAAUAGUGACUGAUACUCCUACAAGAAAUUUAACACUGACCAAUAAUAAUAAUAAUAAUAACGUUUAUUUAGAAAAUAAUGAAAUUAUUUUGGUGGAUGUUCCAUCGAUGGAUGAUGAUGACCCAUUAUUUCCUCAAUGUGAAAAUAUUGAAGUGGAUACGAAUAGUAAUUCUGCGCUAUUUUCAAAACUUGAUAAAAUGGACAGUAAGAUUGAUGCAUUAGGUGUAAAAUUAGAUUAUUUUAUUAAAAGUAAUGCUAAAGUAAAAACUCUAUUGCAAGAGGUUCUUCGAAGGACUAAUAAUGAAAGAGAGAUUGCUGUAAAUGACGCAAAAGCAGCAAACAAGGAGGGCAUUAUUUCAGAAUUUAAUUUUCCACUCGACGAUACCACAGCAAUUGACGAAUUGGAAAACAAAUUAUCCAAUAAGAAAUUUGAACAAAAAAUGGUAAAAAAAGUUCACUAG
Brassicogethes aeneus is the source of this 1740-nucleotide messenger RNA. NCBI's taxonomy places the organism in Eukaryota, Metazoa, Arthropoda, Insecta, Coleoptera, Nitidulidae. The record is from the annotation of a GenBank genome assembly.